Paecilomyces variotii is the source of this 1629-nucleotide messenger RNA. RefSeq names its product LrgB-like family-domain-containing protein. The record is from RefSeq and is a predicted model, not a curated record. Bases 1 to 1629 code for a protein of 542 amino acids. The transcript is spliced from 5 exons. NCBI's taxonomy places the organism in Eukaryota, Fungi, Ascomycota, Eurotiomycetes, Eurotiales, Thermoascaceae.
AUGUCGCCGAAGAACCAGAUAGAGAGCGGUUUAUAUGACGCAGUCUCUGCAAUAACCUUGGUUGUUCGUCUGUCGUGGCGCAGAUUAUUGCGAUCAUGGAUUCAAGUUCCCGUUGGACUCUUGCUGGCCCUUUUGACUUGCUUUGGUGUUGAUUCUUUACUGGGGCUCAGUGGAGUGCCAUUCCCGGCAUCGGUCGCUUGUAUGAUUGUGCUAUUUCUAGCACUGCUCUUGUCUCAGUGGCUCCUGGGCGACAAAUGGACGAGGACGAUAGUGAGAUACAUUGAUAUUCCAUGUGGAUUUUCUUUGCGAUAUAUCAAUGUCUUCUUCACCCCAUCAUUCAUACUUCUGCCUCUGAGUCAGUCCACCAGUGGCAUAGAAAUUGGUAAGAUAAUAGCAGUCUUCUUAAUCGGAUAUUUUGCUGUCUUCGUCUUCACGACCUUCUGCGUGAGAUUGCUGCAGAUGCUUCUUGGCACAUCCAAACGGGCCAUAACUGAAGACGAAGAUCAGCCUAUUCCAUUGGAAAAGACCCGUGAGACGCGGAGCAGCACUUCCGAGAUUACUUUACAUUCUACCUCGGUGGAUCCUGAAAUUACUGAUUCCAAGUUCGACUCUGUGAUGGAUAGCAUCGAGAAGCCUCGUCCAGCUCAGGAUCCAUUCCUGGUCCGCGGCACCCUGGGUCCUCCGACUCAGAACGUGGUUGAAGCAAGUGUUACUCCUCCAAUCGCACAGGAGCCGCAUCCAUUGACCCGUCCUCAGCAGUGGGCUCCUUACCUGACGGCUAACCUUGAUAUUAUGAUAUAUACAUUGCUUUUUGUCUUUAUCGGACUACCCGUGUACUAUGCUACUGGGUAUGCCAUGCCCGCGCAACUAUGCCUUACUGUGGUCGCCUUCUUCGCUGCUCUAUCUCUUCCCGCUCACUGGAAGAGGUUCCUUCAUCCUGUUUUAGUCUCUUCUGCGGUCAGCAUCUUAGCCAUCUGGAUCCUGGCUCUGACGAGGAGGGAGUCCCUGGAUGAUGGCCUGCACGCAUUCAAGACCGGGACUCGUUACAUAGAACUAUGGCAUGGUUAUAAAAACUUGCCAUAUCCCGGUGCUGGUGAUAUGUUCAGUACUUUACUGGAUGUGAGCAUUGUGGCGCUAGCACUACCUAUGUUCCAAUAUCGAAAAGAACUAAAACGCCAUCUGUUAAUCAUCGUUUUACCUCUCAUUCCACUAAUUGCCUUGUCUAUGUUCGCUUAUCCAGCCGUCUGUGCAGCAAUCUCGCUCUCGCCCUCCCAUUCACUGGCUUUCACAGCACGGUCCUUGACUCUAGCUCUUGCAACUCCCACAAGCACGAACUUCGGCGGCGAUAGCUCACUGGUGGCAGUCUUGUGCAUCAUGAGCGGAAUCCUCGGAAUCCUUGUUGGUCAGCCUCUACUGAAAUGGCUUGGUGUACGAGACGAUGACUACGUGACUCGAGGAGUGACACUGGGGGCUAAUAGCUCUGCAAUAGCAACGGCAUCUCUGCUGACGAUGGACCCUCGUGCAGCAGCUUUGUCGAGCUUGGUGAUGGGUCUCUUUGGAGCGGUGAUGGUCGGGCUCAGCUCCGUACCGGAAAUAGUUGAGGUGGUCAAGAAACUAGCUCAAACGUGA